AUGGCAGCGGCUAUUGCGAGCUCCCUGAUUCGGCAGAAACGCCAGGCUCGGGAGCACCACCUGGACAGACCCAUGGUCACCAAGCGCAUUAACAGUCCUCACAAAAACAAAGGGAUCUGCAAUGGGAAUCUGGUAGAUAUCUUCUCGAAAGUCAGGAUCUUCGGGAUGAAGAAGAGGAGGCUAAGGAGACCAGAUUCUCAGCUCAAGGGUAUAGUGACCAGGUUAUAUUGCAGGCAAGGCUUCUACUUGCAGAUGAACUCUGAUGGAGCUGUUGAUGGAACAAAAGAUGACAGCAGUAAUUCCACAUUGUUCAACCUUGUGCCAGUGGGACUCCGUGUCGUUGCAAUUCAGGGCGUGAAGACAGGGCUGUACGUGGCCAUGAAUGGUGAAGGAUACCUUUAUACAUCAGAACUUUUUACACCUGAAUGCAAGUUUAAGGAAUCAGUGUAUGAGAACUACUAUGUGAUCUAUUCAUCAAUGCUCUACAGACAGCAGGAAUCUGGCAGAGCUUGGUAUCUGGGUUUCAACAAAGAUGGCCAAAUCAUGAAGGGAAAUCGCGUGAAGAAAACCAAACCAGCAUCUCAUUUCCUGCCCAAACCAUUGGAAGUUGCCAUGUACCGAGAGCCAUCACUGCACGACAUUGGUGAAACCGUACCGAAAAAUGCAGCCACCCCCAGCAAAAGCACAAGUACUUCUGCAAUAAUGAAUGGAGGAAAGCAAGUGAAAAAGAACAAGUCAACAUAGCCAGCCAGAUCUUGGUGAGGACGUGAAUUCCUAAACCAUUACACUGUUGUGUGAUUUAUCCCUGGCAGACUCUCUCCUUCUAAUGUC
Hemiscyllium ocellatum (epaulette shark) is the source of this 831-nucleotide messenger RNA. RefSeq names its product fibroblast growth factor 14 (gene fgf14). The coding region runs from base 1 to 744 and encodes 247 amino acids. Gene Ontology annotation, biological process: animal organ morphogenesis; regulation of cell migration; positive regulation of cell population proliferation. Gene Ontology annotation, cellular component: cytoplasm. Lineage: Eukaryota; Metazoa; Chordata; Chondrichthyes; Orectolobiformes; Hemiscylliidae. The transcript has 5 exons. The record is from RefSeq and is a predicted model, not a curated record. Gene Ontology annotation, molecular function: growth factor activity; fibroblast growth factor receptor binding.